Messenger RNA from Gossypium arboreum, 1058 nucleotides. RefSeq names its product zinc finger protein 6-like. Gene Ontology annotation, molecular function: transcription cis-regulatory region binding; DNA-binding transcription factor activity. The record is from RefSeq and is a predicted model, not a curated record. Gene Ontology annotation, cellular component: nucleus. The coding region runs from base 256 to 870 and encodes 204 amino acids. Gene Ontology annotation, biological process: cytokinin-activated signaling pathway; gibberellic acid mediated signaling pathway; trichome morphogenesis. Lineage: Eukaryota; Viridiplantae; Streptophyta; Magnoliopsida; Malvales; Malvaceae. The transcript has a single exon.
UUUAAGGAGAUUGCAUGGAAGGGGGGUGGGGGGGGGGGGGGUUUAAUAAAUUAUAAGAAUAGUUUUCUUGCUCUGAGGGCAUUUUUCAUGGCCAAAACUUGCUUAUUUGUUAUUUCUUAAGGAUCAUUUUCGCAACCAACUCUCCUUUUUCUUGCCUGUCUUCACUCACUCUCAAGUAAAUUACCUUAUAUAACAAUAUUAUUAGCUCAUGAAACACAGAUAGCAAUUUCUUGAUUUGCUAUUCUACAAUCUGCCAUGGCUGAUAUUGAUUUUCACUCAAAACCCUUGAAGUUGUUUGGGUUCAAUAUCGGGGAAAGAACUGGCAAAGGAUCAAACAAAGCACCACCAGCUGGAGGAUCGCCGGAACUUGACCGUAAAUACGAGUGUCAAUACUGUUGCAGGGAGUUCGCAAACUCUCAAGCCCUAGGAGGUCACCAAAAUGCUCACAAGAAGGAAAGGCAGUUACUAAAGCGUGCUCAAAUGCAGGCUGCUGCCACUCGGAACUCCAUGAUAUCGCCUUUUACACCUCCGCCACACCUCCUUGCUGCGGCGGUGUUACCAGCCGCUGCACCACCGCCACUGUAUCAUUCUGCUUUUUACAUGUCACAUGGAGGAGGAGGAGGAGGACCAGCCCCAUCGUAUAUGUUGCAAGGUAGCACGCACCAUUGUGGGACUGGUUCUGGGCAUGGACGGCGUUUAUAUACAGGAGAAGGAAGGGAGAGCAUGGCAGCCGCCAUGUCAGAUGAUAUCGGGGAUCAUGCCGGAGUUUUUUCGGUAGUGAGGCGGUUCACUGGAGAUGAUGGUGGACCUAAGAUUGAUAAUGGAUUAGGUCUUGAUUUACAUCUUCGUCUAGGAUCGUCUGUGCCAUAAAUUUUUCUAAAAAAAUUGUAUGGACUUGAUCAAGCUUAAAAUUUAUAGAAUUGAAGUUCUUGGGUUGAAAAUGUAAAGUUUUUUUUUUUUUGUUGAUAUUCAACGUUUUAAUUUCUUGAGUGAAGCAAUUAUGUAUGUAUGGAGUAUUAAACUUUUUUUCAAUUCUCAGCCUUGUUAAUGUCCCUAAA